Messenger RNA from Fraxinus pennsylvanica, 807 nucleotides. NCBI's taxonomy places the organism in Eukaryota, Viridiplantae, Streptophyta, Magnoliopsida, Lamiales, Oleaceae. The record is from the annotation of a GenBank genome assembly.
AUGCUUUUUGUUUGCCACGGUUUUCACUUAAUGGAUGAAAUAGUUUAUUGGGGUCUCAUGCUUGUCUUCACUGAGCUUAUGCGGUCGCUGCGCCAUAGAUUGUGCCUAUUGGCCACUUAUCUCCGAGUUGUAUGGCACAUACCAAUUAUGAGGAUAAUCAUAUGGUGUUCGAAAAAGCUUUUUUACUACUUUAUAUCAUUAAAUGAUGUACUGGCGUUUAUAAGUGUCAUUACAUUGGGCAUCAGUUUCGAAGGCCAUGUGCUGGGAAGAACCUUGACAUUUCUGCAAAUUUUAUUUGCUAUUACAUUGGACAACUAUCCGGGCCGCUUCAAAUUGGUGGUUUGCUCCACCAUAUCUUACAUCUUUGGAGUGCUUCUCUUUCCGGAAACAGAGCGGAAUACAAAUAAAGUGCUUCCAAAUCUUUGCCAGAUGGUGUUGCUAACAACUUGGACAACAGUACAAGAAGAGAGAUCGUUGAAAGCGUUUCUGGCGAAGGAUAUGCCAACCAGAGAAAAGAAGAAAGAACAAAAACAAAGCCGUAUCUAUUUCUGGUGUCAAUCUGCGUUCAGCUUUGUUGGCGUUGGAAUUUUUCUUUCACUCAAUCGGUUCUUGUCACAUGCCGAAUUUCGCAACCUCAAUGACCCAAUGUGCAGCGCCAUCUUCGAUGUUCUAACUGUCAUCCUAAUAGCAGUACUAAAAAGAUUUAUUGUUAGUGAAACUACUAACAACCAACUCUUGAACAGUCAUAAAAGUUCUCCACGUAUUGCGCCUCGCAUGGUUGAGUGUGUCCCUUCACUCGGUUUCUGA